AUGGAUUCCCAAAAAAGGAAGCGUCUAAUAAUUUAAUAUUCUCUAAAAUUAAAAGAACUCAAAGAAGGAAGAGAUAAUUCUGCCUCGAAGGGAUAACGGGCUCAUUAAAAAUCUCGAGUCUUAAAAACUGAGUCCUCAAUGUCUAUGGUUAAAUAGCCUUAAUAAAUUCAAAUGCCUCCAGUAGAUGAUAUAAUUUCUAAGGGGGAAUGUAAAUUGAUUUUCCUUUAAACAUAAUCUGAUGAUACAGGUUUUCGAACAUUUAAUGAGAUGAUGAGGACUAAUUCAAGUUGGCUUACUUAAGCAGAUAAAUUGGCUAAUACUCUUAGUAGUCCAUUGUAAUUAAAGAAUAGACUUCAAUUUAAUCAUAGUCAAGCAUUGAAGUUCAAGAAUCGAAUUGAAUAAAAAUGGAACAUGACUGUAAAAGAAGUGGCUGAUUCAAUAAUAUAAAAAUAAGAAUAAAAAGACUAAUACAAAAUUAAAUUAGUUCAUUUAAAGAUAAAUCAUACUGAUGCAGAUGAUGUAGGAUAAUAACAGGAAGAAUGUUCUUCUCCUUCUCUAUCACAAGAAGUGAUAACAACAAAUUUAAAGUUUUUUUGGUUUCACAUAUCAAUAUCAGAUUGGAAACCCCCAAUUCGUGAAGGAUGUACAGUUACUUAUAUUUAAAAUUUGAAUAAAUGUAUAAUGUAUGGUGGAAUAGGAAAUGAUUUAUUUAAAACUUUUGUAACUCUGAAUACACAAUCAUGGGUAUGGAAAGAUAUAGGAACUGGAGUAGGAGAUGUUCCAUUGGAGGGUCGAUUUGGACACACAGCCACAUUAUAUAAGCAAUAAUUAAUAAUUUAUGGGGGAGAGAAAAAAUAUAAUAGUGCAAUGAAAAUGAGAGAAUGUUAUGGUGAUGUUCGUAUAUUUACUCCAAGUGAUAAAACUUGGAUUUAAUUAAAACCUUAUGGAGAUGUAGUAGAAGGGAGACGUAAUCAUUGUGCAGAAGUAGUUGGUAAAUAUUUCAUUGUUUAUGGUGGAAUCAAUUCUUAUGGCAAAGUCUUAACAGAUGUUGCAGGACUUAAUUUAGAAACAUGUAAAUGGUAAAUUAUUAGAAAAGUAUAUAUUUAAGGACUUCAUUUUAAAUUGAGAAUUCAACUGGUUUAGAAGGAGUAUCUGAUGCAACUUCUUUGGCCAUGUUUAAAAGUGAAGUUAAAAUGGAAAAUCCUUAUUUCAGUUAUGAAUGGGUUAAAAAAAAGGGUAAAUCUUUCUUGCCAAUUACAACUGAAGGCAUAUAUGUAUUUGGAGGUAGAUUAUAAAAUGGAGAAGCAGUUAAUGAUCUUAGAAUUAUAUAAUUUGGAUUUAAACCAAUUAAAAUUACAAAAGUGAAAACAAAAGUAAUUGAUAUAAUUUAAUUAGGGAUAAGCACCAUUAGCUCGAUAUUCUCAUUCAAUGAAUUAUUUUAGAUAAACUAAUGUUAUUAUUAUUUAUGGAGGAAGGAAUGAUUCAAAAUAAGGAAAUAUUCUUAAUGAUAUAUUUGUAUUGUAGAUCUAAUAAUUCUCAUGGUCUUAAGUUUAAUAAAUCUAAUAAUUGUAUUCAUUAAUAUUUAAUUAGAAAACAUGGCAAAUGCAGACAUUCUAGUGUUUCUAUAGAUUCAAAAAUACUUAUUUUUGGAGGUUAUGCUUAACAUGUUUUUGCAAAUGCAGACAUUCAAUUAUUAGAAUUAGAUUAAAAUAAAGUGGCUAAAAUGAUUAAAGAUAAUAAAAAUAAUAAAAAUAGAGAUGUUGUUAUUCACAGUGAUGAAUUAGUUAAUAAUAACACUCUUAAAGUCUUUAAAACAGAAUAUUAUAAUGAAGCUGAAGAUCCAGAUCUUAAAUAAAAGAAAAUAUAAGAAAAUGAAAUCCAAAGAUUAUGUUAUAGCAAUUUUAAAAGUUUUAUGCCUUUGCCUUAACAAAAUCAUUCAUCAUUGGUUAAUGAAUACAAAAAUAAGAGAGAAUAAGCUAAAUUAGAAAUUCUCAAAAAUUAAUUUAAUGAUCUAAGUAGAAGGAAUAGUCGUAGAACUACUAGUGAUUUUAAGAUUAUUGAGUAAUGA
Messenger RNA from Paramecium pentaurelia, 2068 nucleotides. Lineage: Eukaryota; Ciliophora; Oligohymenophorea; Peniculida; Parameciidae. The record is from the annotation of a GenBank genome assembly.